AGUUUGCAAAUACGAGUAGCCAUUCUCAUCCACAUCUCCAUAGCGUGCGGAAACUCCCUCAGAGAGUGGAGAACAUCUUCCCGAGAAGUAGAACUUGCAUUUGGUUCGAUCUAGCGAGUUGAACCAAGAGUAAAACUCUCUCACCAUGUAGCACCCCUUGCUCCUGCUGUCCUAGGCCCACAAAUCCUUCAAUUUAGUCACAACGCGUAGAUAAAGGUGCGAAAAAAGGUUCAACAUAUUCUAAGGCAUCAUUGUCCAUAACCAAUCCAACGACCAACGCCAAAUAAAAUCAUAUAUUCUCAUUAGUGACUAAAAUGUAUUUAAGCUUUAAUUAAGGAGUAUAGUAUUUCACUUUACGUUGCCAAAUCCUGCUAAAUUAGAUACACGCAACGCAAUGGUCAUGGUGCCGUCUGCAUAUAAAAGCACGACCCACCUCGAGUUCCUCGGGUUCUGUUAAGCAAAAAGCGUUAUAGCCAGCGAAGCACAGAGAGAGAGAGAGAGAGAGAGAGAGAGAGAGGGAGAGGGCACAACACAAACCACGCCAUCUCUGGUUUCGUCUCCGUGGUCAAGAGAGGUUCCUCUCAAAAUGGUGGACCCUUACGUGCUCGGAUGGGCCAUUUGCACCGUGCUCACCCUCAUUGCUCUCUACAAUUUGGUUUUCCCACGGACCGCUUCUUCCUCCUCCGAUGCCGCCACCACCACUCAGACCACGGAGAACAUCACAACGGCCUCCGGUGAAUGCAGAUCCUUCAACCGCAACGCCAACAUUGACGUCAUUGUCGUCGGAGCUGGUGUCGCUGGCGCCGCUCUCGCUCACACUCUCGGCAAGGAUGGGCGUCAAGUACUUGUCAUUGAAAGAGAUCUGACUGAACCAGACCGGAUUGUUGGAGAGUUGCUACAACCUGGAGGCUAUCUCAAAUUAAUUGAACUGGGACUUGAAGAUUGUGUGGAGAAAAUUGAUGCGCAGCAAGUCUUUGGAUAUGCGCUUUUCAAGGAUGGAAAACACACACGACUCUCUUAUCCCUUGGAAAAGUUUCACUCAGAUAUUGCUGGCAGAAGCUUUCACAAUGGGCGUUUUAUUCAGAGGAUGAGACAGAAAGCUGCCUCCCUUUCCAAUGUACAUUUGGAGCAAGGAACAGUUACUUCCCUACUUGAAGAGAAGGGUACAAUUAAAGGUGUGCAGUACAAAACAAAAGAUGGUCAGGAAUUAUCAGCGUGGGCUCCUCUUACCAUUGUUUGUGAUGGCUGUUUCUCAAACUUGCGUCGCUCUCUUUGUAAUCCUAAGGUAGAUGUUCCCUCUUGUUUUGUUGGCUUAGUUUUGGAGAAUUGUGAACUUCCAUGUGCAAAUCAUGGGCACGUCAUACUGGGAGAUCCUUCACCAGUUCUAUUCUAUCCUAUAAGUAGUACAGAGGUUCGCUGCCUGGUUGAUGUUCCUGGUGAGAAAGUUCCAUCUAUUUCCAAUGGUGAAAUGGCCAAGUAUUUGAAGACAGUGGUAGCUCCCCAGGUUCCCCCUGAGAUUUAUGAUGCUUUCAUAGCUGCAGUGGACAAAGGCCACAUAAGAACAAUGCCAAACAGAAGCAUGCCAGCAGCUCCUUUUCCUACUCCCGGAGCGCUUCUAAUGGGAGAUGCAUUCAACAUGCGCCAUCCUCUGACGGGUGGUGGAAUGACUGUGGCAUUAUCUGAUAUAGUGGUGCUGCGAAAUCUUCUCAAGCCUUUGCGUGACUUGAAUGAUGCACCCAAGCUAUGCAAAUACCUUGAAUCCUUCUAUACCCUGCGUAAGCCUGUGGCAUCCACCAUAAACACGUUGGCAGGAGCCCUUUACAAGGUUUUUUGCGCAUCACCUGAUCCGGCACGGAAGGAAAUGCGCCAAGCUUGCUUCGAUUAUCUGAGUCUUGGAGGUUUGUUCUCAGAAGGGCCAGUCUCUUUGCUUUCAGGAUUAAACCCUCGGCCCUUGAGCUUGGUUCUCCAUUUCUUUGCCGUUGCAAUAUAUGGGGUUGGCCGUUUACUCCUACCAUUUCCUUCCCCUAAACGCAUAUGGAUUGGACUCAGAUUAAUCACUAGUGCAUCUGGAAUCAUCUUGCCCAUUAUUAAGGCAGAAGGAGUUCGGCAGAUGUUCUUCCCUGCAACUGUACCAGCUUAUUACAGAACUCCGCCGACUGCAUGAAAAAUUGAAAAUUGAUCUCAAGAUGAGCUAGCCAUGUUUUCCUUCAGAAAUCUAAAUGAUUCUGGUGAGACAAUCUGGCUUCAGUCUGGGUCCUUUGUAUAUUGCCGGUUUUUGUAAUGAAUUUUUCAAUUUAAAGUGCCCCUUUCAUUUCGAAGUUGGUUGAUAGUAGUGUGCUAUGUGCCCUCAAUCCUCAUAAUUGAUUUAACCUCACCCAAAUGGACCAAUUAGAUCAUUUAAGAUGCUCAUGAGUAGGUGCGGCAUCUUACUUUAAUGAAAAAAAAACAUAAAUAAGUGAAGAUCUGCAUUCUAGAGUCACUAAGAGCAUCUCCAAUGGAGUCCUUAUUUUGGGAUCUUAAAAUAAGAUUCGGAUCUUAUUAGAUUUCACCAUUUGAGUUAUCCUACAUGGCAUGAGAUCUUAGCUUUUGCUAAGAUCCGUGCUUUAGCUCAGGUCCUCUCAAAUCUGAGAUCUUAAAUAAAAUCUGAGAUUCAGUCUGGGUCCUUUGUAUAUUGCCGGUUUUUGUAAUGAAUUUUUCAAUUUAAAGUGCCCCUCUCAUUUCAAA
This is a messenger RNA of Lotus japonicus, 2724 nucleotides long. Its product is annotated as squalene monooxygenase SE1-like. The record is from RefSeq and is a predicted model, not a curated record. Gene Ontology annotation, biological process: sterol biosynthetic process. Gene Ontology annotation, cellular component: endoplasmic reticulum; membrane. The transcript has 8 exons. Gene Ontology annotation, molecular function: squalene monooxygenase activity; flavin adenine dinucleotide binding. Lineage: Eukaryota; Viridiplantae; Streptophyta; Magnoliopsida; Fabales; Fabaceae. The coding region runs from base 587 to 2164 and encodes 525 amino acids.